ACGUGAGGCAGUGUGCCGCUCGCUCUUGGCCGGUCUACACGUGUCGCGCUCUGCCAACAUGAAGUCGCACCGACUUCAAGCGCUCGUUCGGGCCCUCUAAAUACAGGCAGGAUAGGCGAAUUUUCGUGCACAGAAUAUUUAAUCACAAAAACAAUACUUGUGACGUAUUAACAAUAGAUUACGACAGCGGAUACAGUUCUUUUUUUAAUAAUGGAUAGGUACAUGUGAAGUGUAAAAUAAUGUUGAUUUUCCUAGUGCAGUUUAUGGUAUGAACUUGAUGGUUUCUAAAUUGUGUGAAUCGUCAACAAAAAGUUCACCAUGAGAAUGGAUGUUUGAAUCAGGAAGUUUGGGUCCGUAAAUAAAGGCAAAAUGUUGGCCGUUAAAAACUUUUUCAUGCCUGAGAAAAGGGUGGACUCUCCCAGAUUCUCCCGCAUGCCUGAAGCUCUUAUGAGAUCAAUUCGACGUCGCUCUUUGAGGGUUAAGAGGACGAAAUCUUUGGUUCUUGUUAACGAGAAGAGGAAAUCUGAUUCAUUCGUGAAUAGUCAAGAAUGGACUUCAGCACGCGGAGUAACAGAACUGCGUGUUGGGGUGUUAGGCUCCCCAGAUAGUGGGAAAUCGGCACUAGUACAUCGAUAUUUAACUGGGGCAUAUAUGCAAGAAGAAAGUCCGGAAGGUGGCAGAUUUAAGAAAGAAGUAAUUAUCGAUGGGCACAGUUAUCUCUUGCUCAUCAGGGACGAAGGUGGUCCUCCAGAAAUGCAGUUCACAGCCUGGGUGGAUGCCGUGAUAUUUGUGUUUAGCUUAGAAAACGAAGUCAGCUACAACACAGUUUCAAAUUAUUUCAACAAGAUGUCUCACUAUCGAAACUCGGCAGAAAUUCCCAUCAUAUUAGUUGGAACUCAAGAUGCCAUAAGUGAAAGUAGUCCGCGUGUUGUCGACGAUAAUCGCGCUCGCAAGUUAUCUAACGAACUCCGAAGGUGUUCAUACUAUGAGACAUGUGCAACAUACGGUUUAAAUGUCGAACGCGUUUUUCAAGACGCAUGUCAGAAGAUUGUUGGAACAAGAUUGUCGGCUUCGUCGCAAUGUUUGUCUGGUGGUUCUAGGCCGGUCACACCACAGCCGCUGGCGAAUUCACCAAACCAUAACCAUUCCACAUUCCUAUAUAAGGACUCUCUUCCUCGCAGUCAUCACACCUUAUCAGCAUCAUCACAUCACUUGCACAGAGGAGCGUCAUCAUUUGAUGCCUCCUCCAACAGCAGUGGCAUAUCCUCAACACAUGUCGUAGAAAUCCAUAGCACAAACGGUUCAGACACAUCAUCUAGAUGGGGCAACUCAUUGGGAAGCCAUGGCUCAUCAUCGGGUCUUGUUUCCAUAGCAACAGAAAAUAAUAAUGUCAAGUUCACAGCACCACAUUGUUUGGACAAUCUCCAGGCGAAAGACUCAAAAGACCUGCCGACUCCAUCUUCCACGCCGACGACAUCGCGGAAAUCGAGACGGAGAUCCAAUCUCUUUACACCCUCGAAGAAGGGUGAAGAUCGAUUGAAAAAUGGCGAGCUCGGUUCCGGCAGGGCGAUACCUCUGAAACAGGGCUAUUUGUACAAAAAGAGCAGUAAAGCCUUGAACAAGGAGUGGAAGAAGAAAUAUGUGACGCUGUGUGAUGAUGGAAGAUUGACAUAUCAUCCCAGUUUACAUGAUUACAUGGAAGAUGUCAACGGAAAAGAAAUAGCGCUACAGUAUGUGACAGUUAAAGUGCCGGGACAGAAGCCCAGAGGCUCUAAGUCAAUAAUCACAACAGUCCCAGGGUAUAAUGGUUACACAAGUAUUGAUAUACAUGAUAGCAUUGGUGGAUUAUCUCUUGGUUACAAGGAAAAGCCCACACGAGCGACGGACAAAGCUUUAAUGUCAGCGUUUGAAGCUAUGAAGGAACCGGCGUCAAGUCGACAGUCACUUGCAUCGGAAGUAGAUGUAGCCACAAAUGGAACGGAUAAAGAUACACCACAUGUUAAGAAACGGCAUAGGAGAAUGAAGAGCAGUGGUGUCAAAAAAGAUGGUGAAGAAGAGGGUGAAAGCGCAACCUCCUGCGAGUUCACCAUAGUCAGCUUGGACGGCAAGCGGUGGCGCUGGGAGGUGUGCAGCGGGGCGAGCGCCGCCGCCGCCGCCGCGGAGCGCGACGCGUGGGUCGCCGCCGUCGAGGCGCAGAUACUGGCCUCGCUGCAGGGCCGGACGUCAAGGCAGCCAGCGCCCACGGGUGCAAAUUCGACGGGCGACGUUCGAGCCACAUACUACAUACGGAGGGUGAAGGGGAACGACAAGUGCUGUGAUUGUGGAGCGCCGGAUCCUGACUGGGCCAGUCUCAACUUGGGUGUGUUAAUAUGCAUAGAAUGUUCGGGAAUACACAGGAAUCUAGGGUCACACAUAUCAAGGGUUCGCUCUCUCGACUUAGAUGAAUGGCCGCUUGGUCAUGUCAGCGUAAUGGUAUCUAUGGGGAAUGCGUUAGCGAACUCCAUAUGGGAGGCAGAUUUGCGAGGACACAUCAAGCCCAUUGCUGCUAGCAGUAGAGAGGAUAAGGAGAGGUGGAUACGCAUGAAGUACGAGCGGCGGUCGUUCCUAUCGAGCGCAGAAGCGGGCGGGGCUACAGGCGAGGCGCUGAAGACGGCAGCAGCUCGCGGCGCUAUGGCGGCUCUAGCGCGCAUGCUGGCCGCCGCGCCGCCGCGCGCGCCCUCGCCCGUCGAGCGCUCGCUGGCGCUGCGGGCCGCCGCCGCCGCUGGACACCUCGCCGCUGCACAGCUGCUUAUUUGGCACAACGGCAACCCGAACUUCCCGGACGCGGACGGGCACACGUGCGUGUUCUACGCGCGAGCCGCGGCCAAUCACCUGUCCGGUAUACCGAUGCAAUACCCGAAGAACUUACAACUAACCUGCCCUCUACAUCCAAGCCCACCAAGUUCCAAUUCAAAUUCCAACUCAACCAGCUCGAGCUCCAGUACCAAAACUCCAGAAUUGGAAUGCAACUGCAUUAUAUUUGAACUUCUCAACGCUCAAAGCUCAGCUAAUGCGCUAGUCGACGUACUACUCGCGUUACAAAACAACCAGUUUAUUAAUAAUGGCUUCGAUAUGGCAGUCGGAGGAUUUGCAACCUUAGGACGCCCGUCUUUAGCACCAAAUCUAUCUCUAACAAAUGGCAAAUGCGGGAGCAUUGUGUGAAUUUAAUAUACGUUGAGUGUAUAUUUGUGUUUUUAUUUGAAUUUUUGUGGUGGGGAUAGCGAGCAUCACAGAUAGAGGGUAUAUAACUGUAUCACGUUCGAUGGAUUUAGAUUUCAUGUGACGUAGUUACCAAAUCACGAAAUAUACACCUAUAGUGCUUAGUUAAGCUAUAUUAUAAUUUAUUGAUUGUAUAUUUGAUUCUACUUUUAAUUGAUAGUCGGCGAUUAAAGGAAUUUUAUAAAAAAAGAAAACAUUUUAAACAUAAAACUCGUGUUUAUUGUUGAAAUAUAAUAACAAUAUUGCGGCGUAUUAUAAUUAAGACAAGAAAUUUUCAGACAAAGAAUAUUACUGUAUAAUAUUCAAUUUAAAUGGGAUUAUAAAACUAUGUUUACGUAUCAUACCUAAUUUUACCUAAUUUUUAUUUUCGGUGCUCAAUACUAUGUUGUGCUAUUUUUAAUUUAAUUUUACAAAGUUUAGUGAAGAGAUAAUAUACCCACAAAACAUGUAGUUAACUAAAAUUUAUCCUGAAAAGAUUGGAAAUAGGUCAUUACCAUCUAGUUGGUAUUUCAAAUAAAUAAUCAAAAGAUAAUUCUAUUGAGAUUAUUUCUUUAUAGUGAGCAAAGAGUGGUUAAAUGUCAUUUUAUUGAUUUCUUUAUCAAAAGAUAAGAUGGAUUUUAAAACACUAAAAUUUAAGUAGAAUGCUCUUAAAGUGUAAUAAAGUAUUACACAGAUCAGUGAAGCAGGAUAACUGUAAAGUAAUUGCGUCUCAGGAUUAACAACUAUUCAAAUGUAUUGAAAAUUUAUCGCUUUUUAUGUCAACUGUUAUAAAGGAAAUUUUUAGACAAUUAUUUGUAGAUAAUGAAUUAUCUAACAUGUCGAAUUGAGAGAAAUAGGUACUUUUGUGUAUCUUAAAACCAUAGCUUGUUUGUAGAUAAAUAAAU
Colias croceus (clouded yellow) is the source of this 4142-nucleotide messenger RNA. RefSeq names its product centaurin-gamma-1A (gene CenG1A). The record is from RefSeq and is a predicted model, not a curated record. The transcript is spliced from 15 exons. Bases 370 to 3201 code for a protein of 943 amino acids. Gene Ontology annotation, molecular function: GTPase activity; GTP binding; CoA-transferase activity. NCBI's taxonomy places the organism in Eukaryota, Metazoa, Arthropoda, Insecta, Lepidoptera, Pieridae. Gene Ontology annotation, cellular component: nucleus.